UCAAGGUUGAAUCUGGUUAUAUAAGACACUUUUGAAAAAUGGACAACAUAACGCGUUGACGCUUCCCCCUGAAGGACUAGCUGAGAAAUGUCAUCUUCAUUUACUGCCAGUUACGAGAAUGUGUCCAAGAUUGCAGACUAUAUCCGAACAUUGAUAACUAUUGAACCAGAGAUCGGAAUCAUCUGUGGAAGUGGUUUAGGAAAGUUAGCUGACGGAGUUAAGGACCCAAAAGUGGUUCCGUAUACAGAUAUACCUAACUUUCCGAGAACAAGUGUUGUUGGACAUUCUGGAAACCUGGUAUUUGGAACUUUGAGCGGUCGUAAAGUAGUUGUGAUGCAAGGACGGUUCCACAUGUAUGAGGGUUACAGCAAGCAUGAAAUAGCUAUUCCCAUACGAGUUAUGAAGCUGUUGGGCGUCAAAACUCUAUUGGUGAGCAAUGCCGCUGGUGGCCUUAACAGAAACCUUAAACACGGUGAUUUUGUUAUCCUGAAAGAUCACAUUUACCUUGCUGGGUUGUCAUUGAACAACGUCUUGGUUGGCCAUAAUGAUGAUGUAUUUGGCCCUCGGUUUCCAGCACUGUCAGACGCAUAUAACUCGGACCUGAGAAAACUGGCUUUGCAAGUGGCCAAAGAGGAAAACUUUCAGAACCUGGUCCACGAAGGUGUCUAUGUCAUGAAUGGUGGCCCUAAUUAUGAAACACCUGCUGAGUGCAAGAUGCUGCUUAUGAUGGGUUGCGAUGUUGUUGGUAUGAGUACUAUUCCCGAAGUGGUAUUCGCUCGUCAUUGCGGAAUGAAAGUCUUCGCUGUUUCUCUAGUUACAAAUAUAAGUAUACUGGAUGUUGAAAGCAAGAUGAUUGCAAAUCAUGAAGAAGUUUUGGAAACAUCUGCUAAACGUGCUGUUUUAUUGCAAUCAUGGUUCGAAAAAAUUAUUGCCAGAUUGCCUGAACACUAAAAUAACUGUGAUAUAUAGCUUCUUCCUUGUACUCUGUAACUUCAUUGAUUUCAAUUUUCAUAUGCACGAAUAAAACUUUCGGUUUGUUUUCUUCGUUAA
This is a messenger RNA of Heterobilharzia americana, 1050 nucleotides long. The record is from the annotation of a GenBank genome assembly. NCBI's taxonomy places the organism in Eukaryota, Metazoa, Platyhelminthes, Trematoda, Strigeidida, Schistosomatidae.